GUCCGUGUAUAGCUUCACCUUGAACCUUCAAUCUACUUCCCACCACUAUACCAACCUAUGCCAUAACACUCUCCGUUCCAAGCAGUAGGCAGGCCCUGCUUGACAACACCCAUCCAUUACCCUUUACUUCCUCUUCUCCAUUCUCCCUGUAUAGUACUUCCCACCUAUCACCUACCUACCACCCACCCAACAAAACCAAAGAAGGAAGCAACAAGAAGAAAGAAUGACCUCCCCCUCCACCUCAUACAUAAUCCCCUCCCCGCACGACAUGACCACCGUCUCCGACGACGACGACAUCGCCUCCCUCCCUUCCGAGUCCACCUCCGCGUCGGACCUCGACUCGCUCUCCGAUUCCGAUUACUCCGAUGCCGAGGAAGAAUGGCGCGAAAGCAUUGAACAAUUAGAGUUGCUGUUGACGAUGGUUUUGGUCCCCUUUGUUGGGAAGUAUUUGGGGAGGAAGUGUGCUUAUUGGAGUUGGACUCGUUUCAUGGAGUGGAAGUAUCCGGUUGAGGUGGUGGUGAGCAAUAAGGCGGUGUUUAAGGGGACCGGGGCGGUGGAGGCGUUGUCGCCGUUAUGAGGCUAUCUAUGAGUUGGUUGGGGAUGAGGAUGGACAAGUAUGGAGGAUGUCGUUGAUAUUAUCUUUAUAUGGUUAAGGGUUGGUUGGGGUUGAUUGGUGGGAUCUAGAAGGAGGUUGGUUUGUCAAUGCGACGGACGGGUUGGUGAUGGCAUAGCAUGGCUUGAUUUGUGAAUUACCUUUACUUUUAUUUACUUUAGUAUACCCAGAAUAUCACGGGCACAGACAGAG
This is a messenger RNA of Aspergillus ibericus CBS 121593, 805 nucleotides long. RefSeq lists its product as uncharacterized. Bases 224 to 577 code for a protein of 117 amino acids. Lineage: Eukaryota; Fungi; Ascomycota; Eurotiomycetes; Eurotiales; Aspergillaceae. The record is from RefSeq and is a predicted model, not a curated record. The transcript has 2 exons. Gene Ontology annotation, biological process: protein insertion into mitochondrial outer membrane; mitochondrial outer membrane translocase complex assembly. Gene Ontology annotation, cellular component: mitochondrial outer membrane.